UUUUACUUCCGGGGUCUAGAAUGAAGCUCUGCAUUUAUCUUCCACAUUUCAAAGUCCAGCUGUUGGUCGUUCUUUUUUACCGCAGCUGCAAUUCUGCGGGUCUUUGAGUGCUCGUUUCAUGAUGUAUCACCUGCCUGUGCUGAAGAAUAGGCGCACUCUCCUCGAGAGAGCAGAGAAAUUUGUCUCGGAUGUUUAUUUCACAGACUGCAACCUGAGAGGGCGGCUUUAUGGAGACUCUUGUCCCCUUGAAUCGAUUGGCUUUUUCCUCUCCGCUAAACGGAUCACAUUCACCGAAGCUUCCAAACAGAGCUUUGACCCGUAUGAAGUUGGCAGUACCUUUGGACCGACGUGGUGGACUUGCUGGUUUAAAGUCACUCUAAAAAUCCCUGAGUCCUGGAGAGAGAAAGAAGUUCAUCUUCUGUGGGAAAGUGAUGGAGAAGCAAUGGUUUGGAGAGAUGGGCAGCCAGUUCAGGGCCUGACUAAGGAGGGUGAAAAGACGAGCUACAUUCUGUCUGACUGUCUGAAAGAUGAGGAGCCGCACAGUCUCACCCUGUUUGUGGAAAUGGCCUGUAAUGGGCUUUUUGGAGCUGGUCAAGGAUCUAUGAUUGCAGCUCCAGAUCCAAACCGGAAGUUUUCCGUACAGAAAGCUGAGCUUGUUACAUUCAGUAGGGAUGUAAGAGUGCUGCUGACAGACUUUGAGAUGCUUGUGGACAUUGUAAAGGAGCUUGGAGAGGAAGAUCAGCGAGGCUACCAGGCACUCUUCACUGUCAAUGAGAUGGUGAACCUCUGCGACCCCUGUGACCCCAGCUCUUUCGCUAAAGUACAUAAUCUGGCAAACACCUUCUUCAGCCAGCGAAACGGAGACAGCCAGCAUACUGUCUAUGCAAUGGGUCACUGCCACAUAGACUCAGCCUGGCUGUGGCCCUAUGAGGAGACCAUACGCAAAUGUGGCCGAAGUUGGGUGACAGUGAUCCGUUUAAUGGAGAAGAACCCAGAGUUUGUCUUUACUUGCUCUCAGGCCCAGCAAUUUGAGUGGGUAAAGAGCUGGUACCCAGGACUCUUCUCCUCUAUUCAGCAGUAUGUGAAGAAAGGCCAAUUCAUUCCAGUUGGCGGGACAUGGGUGGAAAUGGAUGGAAAUCUGCCUUCAGGUGAGUCCAUGGUCCGACAGUUCCUGCAGGGCCAGCGCUUCUUUAACAAAGAGUUUGGGAUGCAAUGCAAAGAGUUCUGGCUUCCUGAUACGUUUGGUUACUCUGCUCAACUUCCGCAAAUAAUGCAGGGCUGUGGCAUUUCCAGCUUUUUGACACAGAAACUAAGCUGGAAUUUAGUCAACACCUUUCCUCACAACACAUUUUUCUGGGAGGGCCUGGAUGGCUCCAAAGUUUUAACUCACUUCCCGCCUGGAAACUCCUAUGGAAUGAUGGGCAAGAUUGAAGAUCUCGUAAAUACAGUGAAGAAUAACAAAGACAAGGGAAGAGCCAAUCACAGCGCGGUACUCUUUGGUUUUGGCGAUGGUGGCGGUGGACCUACACAGCUGAUGCUAGACAGACUGCGCCUUGUUGAGGAUACAAAUGGACUUCCUAAGGUCCAGAUGUCCACUCCCGACAAGCUUUUCACUCAACUGCAGGCUGACUCUGCCCUGCUGUGCACGUGGACUGGAGAGCUCUUCCUGGAGAUGCACAAUGGAACGUACACCACACAGGCACAGAUAAAACGAGGAAACCGCCAGUGUGAGACGUUGCUUCAUGAUAUUGAGAUAGCCAGCAGCUUGGCGCUGUGCCAUGGCAAGGCCUUUCCGUACCCUGCAGAGAAACUGCAGGAGCUCUGGAGGCUGCUUCUUCUAAACCAGUUUCACGAUGUGAUUCCUGGCAGCUGUAUAGAGAUGGUGGUGGAGGAUGCUCUGAAAUAUUACGAAGAUAUCCGCAGUUCUGGUGCCGUACUUCUGCGCAAGGCAUGCGAAACCUUGGUGCCAAACGGCAGCUCCGUGGCCGUUUUCAAUUCUCUGCCUUGGGAGCGUCUGGAAGUCAUCCAGACUCAAGAUGGAUCUGACAAAGCUGGCCUCGCUUUGGUGAGAGCUUCCAGCAUCGGCGUGUCUCCUGUGGAAGACACACCGCCAGUGACUCCAGUCUCUGUUACUGUUCAGGCUGAUGGUACCGUCCUCAUGGAAAACGGACUUUUAAAGACAGUCAUAAAUAAAAAUGGCACUUUGGCAUCACUGUAUUUGAUCAGUGCAAACAGGGAAAGUGUGUCUGACGGCUGCUGUGGGAACCAGUUUGUCAUGUUUGAUGAUGUCCCCUUGUACUGGGAUGCAUGGGAUGUAAUGGACUACCAUCUCCAGACAAGGAAACCGGUGGUGGAGGUGGUGCAGCCAGUUCGUGUGGUGUCCUCAGGUGGACUUCGGGGCAGUGUCAGCUUCACCCUGAGGAUCAGUGAUAAAAGCACAGUCACACAGGAGAUUGUCGUGGAUGCCAUGUGUCCUUACAUCAAGUUCAACACAGAGGUGAAGUGGGCAGAGUCACACAAGUUUCUCAAGGUUGAAUUUCCUGUGCGAGUGCGCAGCCCCAAUGCUACAUAUGAGAUCCAGUUUGGCCACCUGCAGAGACCCACUCAUCGAAACACUUCGUGGGACUGGGCUCGAUACGAGGUUUGGGGUCACAAAUGGGCCGAUUUGUCGGAGCACAAUUUUGGGGUCUCGCUGCUGAAUGACUGCAAAUAUGGCUACUCUGUACACAAGAACACAAUGACCCUGUCCCUACUAAGAGCACCUAAGGCUCCAGAUGCCACCGCUGAUAUGGGGACGCAUCACUUCACAUAUGCAAUCAUGCCACACACAGGAUCCUUCCAAGAAGCCUCUGUCAUCCAGUGUGCCUACAACCUCAAUUUCCCUCUGAGGUUACUCCAGUGCAGUCCUGAAACUGUGCCCUGGAGUGCCUUUUCUGUUAGCUCUCAAGCUGUCAUACUUGAGACAGUUAAGCAGGCAGAGGACAAAGGUGGGGCACUAGUGGUCCGCCUUUACGAGUCAUUUGGAAGCAGCGUGACUGCAACCCUGAGCACCACACUUCCAGUCAGGGAAGCUUGGCUUUGUGACCUCCUGGAAAAGCAAGACCCCAGCCAUCCAUUACAGGUCACAUCAAAGGGAAUCGCUCUGGACUUCAGCCCCUUUCAGAUUGUGUCACUUUUACUGAUCAUGUGAUAACAUGUGAUUUCACCCUUAGGGAAGUAGAACACUGAUAAAUACUUUGGUUAGAUAAUACAAAAUAGUUACUCAUUACAAUGAAAAGGGGUGCUGUUUGAGGAUACUUCAUAAUAAUGAUACUGAUUUAAAGUCCUGCAAAAGUAAU
Messenger RNA from Archocentrus centrarchus (flier cichlid), 3338 nucleotides. It is a transcript of the gene man2c1, whose product is annotated as mannosidase, alpha, class 2C, member 1. The transcript is spliced from 26 exons. Gene Ontology annotation, molecular function: alpha-mannosidase activity; carbohydrate binding. NCBI's taxonomy places the organism in Eukaryota, Metazoa, Chordata, Actinopteri, Cichliformes, Cichlidae. The coding region runs from base 119 to 3190 and encodes 1023 amino acids. Gene Ontology annotation, biological process: mannose metabolic process; oligosaccharide catabolic process. The record is from RefSeq and is a predicted model, not a curated record.